Haliaeetus leucocephalus (bald eagle) is the source of this 537-nucleotide messenger RNA. RefSeq names its product myosin light polypeptide 6. The transcript has 5 exons. Bases 1 to 432 code for a protein of 143 amino acids. The record is from RefSeq and is a predicted model, not a curated record. Lineage: Eukaryota; Metazoa; Chordata; Aves; Accipitriformes; Accipitridae. Gene Ontology annotation, molecular function: structural constituent of muscle; calcium ion binding. Gene Ontology annotation, cellular component: myosin II complex.
AUGCCGGAGUUCAAGGAGGCGUUCCAGCUCUUCGACCGCACCGGGGAUGGAAAGAUCCUGUACAGCCAGUGCGGGGAUGUGAUGCGGGCGCUGGGCCAGAACCCCACCAAUGCCGAGGUCAUGAAGGUGCUGGGCAACCCCAAGAGCGAUGAGAUGAACCUGAAGACGCUGAACUUCGAGCAGUUCCUGCCCAUGAUGCAAACCAUCGCCAAGAACAAGGACCAGGGCUGCUUCGAGGACUACGUGGAGGGGCUGCGGGUCUUCGACAAGGAGGGCAACGGCACCGUCAUGGGGGCCGAGAUCCGCCACGUCCUCGUCACUCUGGGCGAGAAGAUGACGGAGGAGGAGGUGGAGCAGCUGGUGGCUGGGCAUGAGGACAGCAAUGGCUGCAUCAACUACGAAGAGCUGGUCCGGAUGGUGCUGAGCGGCUGAAGACCCCUCGUGUCAUCAUGUGUUGUUCCCCCCCCCCCAACCACUCUUGGUUUUGUGCCUUUUCCCUUGUUUUCCUGCCACCACCAAGGCCCCCUGCCCCCCCGC